Molecule: messenger RNA, 1654 nt
Organism: Camellia sinensis
Lineage: Eukaryota; Viridiplantae; Streptophyta; Magnoliopsida; Ericales; Theaceae
Source: RefSeq, a predicted model, not a curated record
AGGACUCGAGAGUAAUUCUAAUUAGUGAUUGAAGACAUGGGAUCAUCUUGUGCUUUAUUCACUCUCUUCUCAUUGGUCCUGCUUGUUGCUAGCAGUGUUGAUUCAAGAACAGACCAAGGAGAAUACUGGCAAGUCAUCAUGAAAGAUCAGCCCAUGCCGGAAGCAAUUGAAGGCCUCAUCAUCCACCGGGGCUCGGUGUCGUCACCUCUCUCUGACAAGAAAAUCGACUGUCACACGACAACAGAAGCAGCAGCAAACAAUAAUCAACUUGUCAAUGAUUCUGCAGAGAAGAAGGCUUUCGUAAAAGACUUUGAGCCAAGGCUAUACCAUGACAAUGAAGUGGAUCUGAAAGGCCUGUCAUUUGUUAAAGAUUUGUUAACCACUACAACUACAAACCAGUACACCACGCAAACAUACAACAUUUGCUUCUUAAUUAUUUAGAUUCAACCAUAUAUAUAGAUAUAUGUCACAUAAUCCACUUCUACGUUCCUAUGCAUGCUUGUGAUUGUCCUUCAAUGUUCAUAAGUACUAACAAAUGACUUGCCUUUCAGAUUAACUUCAUUGUCAUGGCUUAGCCUUGGCUCAAAGCCUUUCACGAAAGCCUUCUUCUCUGCAGAAUCAUUGACAAGUUGAUUGUUGUUUGCUACUACUUCUGUUGUCGUGUGACAGUCGAUUUUCUUGUCGGAGAGAGGUGACGACACCAAGCCUUGGUGGCUGAUGAGGCCUUCAAUUGCUUCCGGCAUGGGCUGAUCUUUCAUGAUGACUUGCCAGUAUUCUCUUUGGUCUGUUCUUGCAUCAACACUGCUAGCAAAUGGCUGCUCAAUAAAGAGACACACAAAGAGUUACAACUUAUUUGAAUUUUGUAAUCAAAAUGCUAAUUUUUUUUUAUCAAUACUCAAAAUUGUAUCAGGCCUAAUGAGAUCUUUAUGAAGUUUGGGAUGCGAAGUUCAAAUUAUUUAGAUUUCAAAGGGGCUAAAAUAUAUAAGAUUAUAUAGUGUUGAUAAUUCUUAAACCCCUAUGGGUUUGGAGGUUUAUAUUCAGAUUAAUGCACAAUUAUUCAACAAAACCAACCCUUCAAACCCAAAAAGUGAAAUUUCACACUAUUCAAACUGUGAAAUUUUAUAGUUUUGAAAAUUUCAAUUUUAAAAUUGUGAUAUUCUAUAAUGGAUUUGUACACAGACACAUGAUUCUAAUCUCAGGGAUGGACUUAUAUAAUUGAAAAAUAUUUUUAACUAAUACUAAUACAAUAUGGGUGGUUUUCGAAGCCUAGAAAGCUGGUUGCUACCAAGCGUCCCUUUGGUCCAUCCUAUAUAUUAUAUACUACUUUGCCCUGGGGGAAUGCUUAUCCUUACCAGGACCAAUGAGAAGAAAGUGAAGAAAGCACAAUAUGAUCCCAUGUCUUCAAUCACUAAUUAGAAUUACUUUUGUGUCCUUCUCGAUUCUGCAUGGUGGCUUUAUGAUCACUUGCUAUUUAUAGAGAUUGAUUAAAAAAAAAAAACCAUAAGCUAUGUCUGAAGCACAAACACAGAUACGGAUGCGGUGCUUUAAAAAAAAAUGGAGACACAUCGGGGUACACAGCAAAUUAUAAUUAUUUUUAUUAUAUAUAUAUUUGCUAUUUAAAUUAGUACUAUGUUACCAAAUAAUCAAAAUUAAU